Propithecus coquereli (Coquerel's sifaka) is the source of this 1898-nucleotide messenger RNA. RefSeq names its product solute carrier family 6 (neurotransmitter transporter), member 3 (gene SLC6A3). The record is from RefSeq and is a predicted model, not a curated record. Gene Ontology annotation, biological process: dopamine uptake involved in synaptic transmission; sodium ion transmembrane transport. Gene Ontology annotation, molecular function: norepinephrine:sodium symporter activity; dopamine:sodium symporter activity. Gene Ontology annotation, cellular component: presynaptic membrane; plasma membrane; neuron projection. Bases 39 to 1898 code for a protein of 619 amino acids. The transcript is spliced from 14 exons. Lineage: Eukaryota; Metazoa; Chordata; Mammalia; Primates; Indriidae.
GGGAAGAGGCGCAGAACCGCGAGACUCCAAGUCCGCCCAUGAGUAAGAGCAAAUGCUCGGCGGGACUCAUGUCGUCCGUGGUGGCCCCGGCUAAGGAGCCCAACGCCGUGGGCCCGAGGGAGGUGGAGCUCGUGCUGCUGAAGGAGCAGAACGGGGUGCAGCUCACCAACUCCACCCUCGUCAGCCCGCCGCAGAGCCCCGGGGACGCCCAGGAGCGCGAGACCUGGAGCAAGAAGAUCGACUUUCUCCUCUCGGUCAUCGGCUUUGCGGUGGACCUGGCCAACGUCUGGCGGUUCCCCUACCUGUGCUACAAGAAUGGCGGUGGUGCCUUCCUGGUCCCCUACCUGCUCUUCAUGGUCAUUGCUGGGAUGCCGCUUUUCUACAUGGAGCUGGCCCUCGGGCAGUUCAACCGGGAAGGGGCCGCCGGUGUCUGGAAGAUCUGCCCCAUACUGAAAGGCGUGGGCUUCACGGUCAUCCUCAUCUCACUCUACGUCGGCUUCUUCUACAACGUCAUCAUCGCCUGGGCGCUGCACUACUUCUUCUCCUCCUUCACCAUGGAGCUCCCGUGGAUCCACUGCAACAACACCUGGAACAGCCCCAACUGCUCAGACGCCCACUCCGGCAACUCCAGCGACAGCCCGGGCCUCAACGACACCUUCGGGACCACACCCGCUGCCGAGUACUUUGAGCGUGGCGUGCUGCACCUCCACCAGAGCCGUGGCAUCGACGACCUGGGCCCUCCGCGGUGGCAGCUCACGGCCUGCCUGGUGCUGGUCAUCGUCCUGCUCUACUUCAGCCUGUGGAAGGGGGUGAAGACUUCAGGGAAGGUGGUGUGGAUCACAGCCACCAUGCCGUACAUGGUGCUCACUGCCCUGCUCCUGCGCGGGGUCACCCUCCCUGGAGCCAUCGACGGCAUCAGAGCGUACCUGAGCGUUGACUUCUACCGGCUCUGCGAGGCGUCCGUCUGGAUCGACGCCGCCACCCAGGUGUGCUUCUCGCUGGGCGUCGGGUUCGGGGUGCUCAUUGCCUUCUCCAGCUACAACAAGUUCACCAACAACUGCUACAGGGACGCGCUCGUCACCACCUCCAUCAAUUCCCUGACGAGCUUCUCCUCCGGCUUCGUGGUCUUCUCCUUCCUGGGGUACAUGGCGCAGAAGCACAGCGUGCCCAUCGCAGACGUGGCCAAGGAUGGGCCGGGGCUGAUCUUCAUCAUCUACCCGGAGGCCAUCGCCACACUGCCGCUGUCCUCAGCCUGGGCCGUGGUCUUCUUCAUCAUGCUGCUGACCCUGGGCAUCGACAGCGCCAUGGGCGGGAUGGAGUCGGUGAUCACCGGGCUCAUCGACGAGUUCCAGCUGCUGCACAGGCACCGCGAGCUCUUCACACUCUUCAUUGUCCUGGCGACCUUCCUCCUCUCCCUGUUCUGCGUCACCAACGGCGGCAUCUACGUCUUCACGCUGCUGGACCACUUCGCGGCCGGCACGUCCAUCCUCUUUGGGGUGCUCAUCGAAGCCAUCGGGGUGGCGUGGUUCUACGGUGUCCGGCAGUUCAGCGACGACAUCAAGCAGAUGACGGGGCAGCGGCCCAGCCUGUACUGGCGGCUGUGCUGGAAGCUGGUCAGCCCCUGCUUCCUCCUGUUCGUGGUCGUGGUCAGCAUCGUGACCUUCAGGCCCCCCCACUACGGAGCCUACAUCUUCCCCGCCUGGGCCAACGCGCUGGGCUGGGUCAUCGCCACGUCCUCCAUGGCGAUGGUGCCCAUUUACGCGGCCUACAAGUUCUGCAGCCUGCCCGGGUCCUUCCGAGAGAAACUGGCCUACGCCAUCACGCCCGAGAAGGACCGAGAGCUGGUGGACAGAGGGGAGGUGCGCCAGUUCACGCUCCGCCACUGGCUCUUGGUGUAG